UCUGCCUCUUCUUCUCUCAAAUCUGCUUGACAAAAGAGAUACUACGAAGGAAUUAUUUCAAUAUAAGAGAUUGAUCAAUUAAGAGAUACCAUGAAGGAAUUAUCAGUGACGAGAUAUUGUGAUGGAAGGGUAUUUGUGGUUUUACAUUUUUUCCAUGGCAAUUUCCAGAUCACACCGUCAGCUCUGGUGAAAGCAACCAACUUGGAGGUUCAGAGUUGGAAGAAGUUUGUGAAUAAUUGAUUACCUCUAGAUGAACCUCAAUUUCAUGAAAUUAAAAUCAACUUUUUCUUUUGUACAAACUGCGGGACUGACAAACACUUCAUCUUCUCGCCACAUAGAAGGUACUUCUGGUGUUGCAAGUUUCUGAAAGUUACCAGGAAACUCCUAAAGACCUUUUUAAAAAGGCCAGGAAAUUCUAAUAAUGGCAAGAAUCCUGGUCACGCUCUAUAAAUUACCUGUAAGUAAUAUAUCUUCCUCCUCUAACAUACCAUGAAAGACAGGUCGUAAAUUAUUUACAAAAGAGAAACCUCGAUGUAUUUGUAUUAUUUAUUUCUGAAAGAGCAAUUGACCUUAUCCUUGUGAUUUGGGAAAAAACUCUUGUGUAUAUAUUGACUUUGAACACAAGCUUAAGAGGUAUAUAAGGCAGAAGGAGAAAGAUGAAGACUAGUGGUUUCCCUUCUCUUACUCCUUGUAUGUCAAACUUUCCUCCUCUUGUUAGUCAUACCAGGAGCAGUAAAUCUCAUCAUCCUAUAGUUGAUGAUGAAUUGUCAAUUUCUGAGAUAUUGAGCAGACUCCCUGUUGAAUCGCUCAUGAGGUUCAAGCUUGUUUGCAAACGUUGGCGAUCUCUGAUUCAAAAAGAUGACCACUUCAUUGAUCUACACCAUACAUGGUCACAAACACGUAAAAGUCUUCUCAUCUGUCCGCCAACAAUGUAUACAUAUAGAAAAAAAUGUUAUUUAUUAGCGGAGCUACUAAUACCGGAUGAAGGUAGUGGGGGAGGAGUAACGGUUCACAAGAAAAUACCUGAUGUAGAUCGCCCAAAUGCGUCUCUUCUUCGACCUCUCAAUGGUUUGUUUUGUUUCGUAGACGGUGAAGGAGCAGCUGUCUGUGUACAGAAUCCUAGCACCAGAGAAUCGACACCUUGGAUUAAGUCAAUAAUUAAACAACAACAUGAAGAUGAAGGUAAGGUAAUAGAACUAAUAGAUGAACAUGGUAAUCUUGUGAAGUAUGAUGUAGCAUAUAGGAAUUAUGAUUGGAAAUUUGGAUUCGAUCCUGCCACCAAGGAACACAAAGUGAUCUUCCUUUGGGUUAAACGAUUAUCCAACUGGCGACUUGGCAGAAGGGAAGAAUGGUUUUGUGAGGUUUUGACGGUAAGGCAGAAUUCAUGGAGAACGAUCGAUGCGGUCCCUCCAGUCUCACCCCUUUCUCUUGCGUGUUCCCUAUCUACUUACGCAAACGGUUCCAUAUGUUGGCUGCAUUAUGGGCCUCGUGAAGAUGAAGACCCAUCGAUUGUUGAAUUUAGUGUUGGUAAUGAAAUGUUUAGAGUAAUACCCCUCCCUAAGUUUAUCAUGAGUGACAUUCGUGUUCCUUAUGAGGAUGGUAAUACUGUAACGGAAGUCAAUGGCCAUCUAGUUCUGUUAGCUAAAAAGGUACGCAGGUCUGACAACACCUCUGAUUGGAUAAAGAACGAUGACUCUUCGAUGAAGAUGUGUAUAUUAUAUAAUAAUGACCAAUUAGUCCAGAGAAAGAAGGAUACUGGUUGUGGUUCGUUUACCUGUAGCGCUGUUGAUGACAACAGUAAUUGCUAUUGGCUGGAGGAUUCCUUCUUAAUGCCGCCUCUUGAUUGGAAACAGGAAAGCUUUGAUUGUAUUUUACCAAUUCCAGGGACAGACCUGAUGAUUGUGAAAUCAUCUGAUGCUUGCUUCUUCUACUUUUAUAAUUGGAAGAAGAAGAGUUUCAGUAACAAGUUCCGGAUAAAUGGGCUCAACUUGUUCGUGAAUGAGAAAGCCUGCGAAACACCAAUUGAGGAAUUGAAAUGUUGGAUCGUCGAAGAAAGUUUUUUGCGUGUAAACUAGUAAGUUGCACUCUCCAUGGGCACAAAUUACAAGCAAAGUACAACAAGGCUACCAAUAUUACACUGGAGGACCUGCUUCCCGAAUAACGGACCACUUUCAAUGCCUGAGUAUUUCAGACAUGCCUGAGUUACUGUUAAUUGUGUCAGUUUUGCUUUCUUAGUAUUUAUAUGUUAGGGACCAAGUUGUUCUAGGGGACCAAGUUCAGAAGUUUGAGUUUAAUCAAGAAUUUCAUUCCCUGUGUGUAUGCUUCAUCUCUUUGAGGGUGAAUUUCAUUCCCUAUAUCUUUCUUAUUUAUUUAUUUUCUGUCCUUUUCUUUUCCUAA
This is a messenger RNA of Papaver somniferum (opium poppy), 2397 nucleotides long. RefSeq names its product F-box/kelch-repeat protein At4g19930-like. Gene Ontology annotation, molecular function: protein binding. The coding region runs from base 657 to 2075 and encodes 472 amino acids. The record is from RefSeq and is a predicted model, not a curated record. The transcript is spliced from 3 exons. NCBI's taxonomy places the organism in Eukaryota, Viridiplantae, Streptophyta, Magnoliopsida, Ranunculales, Papaveraceae.